UAAUCCUAAGAAAUAUUCAAUAUGGUGUUACCCUUGUCUUUAUUGAAAGCUGCACAAGGUCAGCCAGUGUUGGUUGAACUGAAGAGUGGCGACACGUACAAUGGUCACUUGGUGAAUAUUGACUCAUGGAUGAACUUGAACUUGAGAGAAGUAGUAUGGACUUCACGAGAAGGUGAUCGCUUUUGGAAAAUUGCCGAAAUUUAUGUACGAGGAAAUACUGUCAAGUAUUUGAGAGUUCCUGAAGAAAUUGUGGAUACCUUGACUGAUCAACAAAGUCAAACUACUGAUAAAUCUUCCUCUUUUCCAAAGAAUAGGAGACCUGGUUCAAGAGGUAACAAAGUUUUUAGAAGAAAGCUACUAAACAAUUCUGCUCUUAGGAAAACGACGUUGGGGUUCAUAACUUGAAACGAAAAUGAAUAACGGUUGAAGCUU
This is a messenger RNA of Galdieria sulphuraria, 432 nucleotides long. Its product is annotated as U6 snRNA-associated Sm-like protein LSm4 isoform 2. Gene Ontology annotation, biological process: mRNA splicing, via spliceosome; spliceosomal snRNP assembly; nuclear-transcribed mRNA catabolic process. NCBI's taxonomy places the organism in Eukaryota, Rhodophyta, Bangiophyceae, Galdieriales, Galdieriaceae. The transcript has 4 exons. Gene Ontology annotation, cellular component: spliceosomal tri-snRNP complex; P-body; U6 snRNP. Bases 22 to 405 code for a protein of 127 amino acids. Gene Ontology annotation, molecular function: U6 snRNA binding. The record is from RefSeq and is a predicted model, not a curated record.